Messenger RNA from Helicoverpa zea (corn earworm), 1426 nucleotides. RefSeq lists its product as uncharacterized. Bases 96 to 1382 code for a protein of 428 amino acids. NCBI's taxonomy places the organism in Eukaryota, Metazoa, Arthropoda, Insecta, Lepidoptera, Noctuidae. The transcript has 2 exons. The record is from RefSeq and is a predicted model, not a curated record.
UUGCGCGCGCAUUAGCCGCUCAGUCGUGUAAAUGAAACCAAACAUUAUCGAGUUUUUAAUUUUUAACUCUUAUUAUUUCAAAAUAAAUAAAAACAAUGGAGCCAGAAGUGGAACCUGAACCUGGAUUCAGCGAAGCAAAUAGCGACAAUGUGCCUGAAAUUGAUGCACUAGUACUUGCAGCAUUUUUCGCAUCAAACAAAAUACAAACUCCACCUUCUGGGCGGCCAAACCUUGGAGAUGACGCGAUAUCCUAUGUUCAGAUUAUGCGGAUGGGUAAACUAUGUACUAUGAAAUGUAAAGUUUACUCAGAAGUGGACUCUAAGCUUUAUGCUGUUACAUUGACCCUGAAUGAGACAGACAGCGUGAUUGACUCCGUGCAUUGCCAUGACUGCGGGGACUCAGAAGGUGUCUGUCUCCAUGCAGCAGCUUUUGUCCUGUGGGCUCAUCGCAAGAGUGAGCAACAGUCUGGUACUUGUCAGUCCUAUUUUCAUAAACCUAUACUCCAGUGCUCACCUGAAGACUUCAGAAUAAGCAAUAUUUUUAAUUUCAAACCAAACCCACAACCGAUGCCUUCAGACACAUCCGUCUUUGACGAAUUUAUAAAGAUGGCACAAAAGAAUAAUGUAACGGACUGCCCUCUCUUAAGAUAUCAUUCUUCUUACAAAUGCAGUGAUAUGGAGAGUCUUUCAAUGCACCAACUUGCUAUUAAAUACAAAGACAAGUGCUCUGAAACAUUCUUGGAAGCAAUAAAACAGGAUAUAACAAAAGAUUUAAUAAAUAAAAUUCAGAAGGAAACUAUUGGAAAAAACUACCGUGAACUUUGGUGUGAAUUACAGUAUGGUAGGAUAACUGCAUCUAAAGCUUAUGCAACAAGUGAAUGUGACACAUGUGAUGAGGACCUUAUAUCAAGCAUUAUGGGUGCAUACAUGCCAGACACUGAAGCUAAGAAAGAAAAAAGAGCUAUUAAAAGUUUGGUUAGACAAACUGUUGAAAUGGCACUUGGAGAGAAGAUUGAUAUAUGUGGGUUGAUGUUAAACAACACUUUUCCAAUGAUAGUGGGAUCCCCUGAUGGAAUAUGUGCCGAUGGCAUUGUACACAUUGAGUUAAUCACUAGUGAAAAGCCUGAAUCACACUUUAUCAAAGAUGGCAAGCCAACUGACAAAUAUUAUGCAGAGCUGCAGAUAUUAAUGUACCUGACUGAUACUACUAAUUGUUACUAUUGUGUAGCUGACUUUGUUAACCAUAAGCAGGUGCAGAUUACUCAAGUGCCAAUUAACAGUGGGCAUGUGAACUAUCUACUGAAUGUCUUAGAAUUAUUCUGGAAAACAUAUGUGUAUCCCUUGAUUAUCAAUGCUGUAACAGAUGUGAAAGUAGAAACCUAACUAAUUGAAUGUAAACAAUGUUAAUAAAAACAAAUUGUAAUAAA